CUUCCAACUAUUUUGUAAUAACAAUUAUGUUAAUUUUCAAUAAAUUUGAUACAAUAGUAUCGCUGCGUAUUAUGUUAAUUUAAAUUUUGAAGAUAAGAAAGUGACUAAUCUUUAACUUGCGAUUAACAUACCAUUGUUCUACUUAAAAUAAUUUGUAUAAAAUUUAGAAAAAAAAUUUAGGUAAAAGUAAUAUAAAGUAAUUUUAUUUUUAGUUUUAAUACAUUUUCGAAAACUAAAAAUUCCAACCAUAUGUUGUAACGGUAAAUAUUUUUCUCUCGAUUUUUGUUAAAUGUAUUUGUGAAGUUACAUAAUGCAACAAUUAAAUAUAUAACAAAUGGAUGAAAGAAUUAGUAUUCGUGACAAUACAAAACCACUGAGGAAAUAUGGAAGCAUUAAUAGUAACUCCAGUUUUUUACCAAACGCACAAUAUGUUAAACAUAUUGUCUCUGAAACUGACACAUUGCAAGGCUUGGCGUUAAAGUAUAGUGUAACUACCGAACAAAUAAGAAAAGCGAAUCGUCUAUUUACAAAUGAUAGCUUAUUCUUGAGGGAACACUUGUAUAUACCAACAGGAGAUGUUAAUGCUACAAAAAAUAAUAAUGAAAUUAUAAAAAAUAAUGAUGAAUUGAAGUCACCAUCAUGCAAUGAAUAUAAUUUAGAUGAUUGCAAUAAUUUCCUUAACAAAAUUGACAGUAAAAUUGCCAGUGCAAGAGCACAAGUUAUUGAAAGUCAAGAUAGAAGUGUAUAUUGUCCAGAAGAACAAGUAAUUUUUACUCGUGAGAGAUUGUCAAUGCGUAGAAUUCAGGGUAUUUCUUCUGCAGUUGAUGAUUUACCAGUUAUCAUAACACAAAAUAAAAAACUGAUGAAUUCCAGACAACGAUUAGAACAAAAAGAAGAAGAAAUGUUUUCUCUGUGAUAUAAAAUAAUUUUAUUUAGUUAAUUUUACAUAUGUUAGUUUUAUUAAUCUAGUAUUUUUCGUUUUUGUUGAGUAAGCAAUUAAAUUUUAGUUGACAAUUUAAGAAUAACAGUUAUAUUUUCUGAACUAAUUUCAUACU
Molecule: messenger RNA, 1055 nt
Organism: Daktulosphaira vitifoliae (grape phylloxera)
Lineage: Eukaryota; Metazoa; Arthropoda; Insecta; Hemiptera; Phylloxeridae
Gene: red
Product: lysM and putative peptidoglycan-binding domain-containing protein 1
Exons: 3
Coding region: 335-916 (193 amino acids)
Source: RefSeq, a predicted model, not a curated record